Mytilus trossulus (common blue mussel) is the source of this 2325-nucleotide messenger RNA. Its product is annotated as heat shock protein 70 B2-like. Gene Ontology annotation, molecular function: ATP-dependent protein folding chaperone; ATP binding. The transcript has a single exon. Lineage: Eukaryota; Metazoa; Mollusca; Bivalvia; Mytilida; Mytilidae. The record is from RefSeq and is a predicted model, not a curated record. Bases 250 to 2151 code for a protein of 633 amino acids. Gene Ontology annotation, cellular component: cytosol; plasma membrane; cytoplasm.
UAAAUAUACUACAUAUAUCAACCUGUAUGAAGCUGCACUUAUUUCACGUCUAACAUUGUUUGUAUUUUGGCAAGAUAAUAGCUGACUUUAUAUUAUUUGAUGUUUCUCUGAGUUCGUAUAGAACUUCCGUGUUUUGACUUCGGAUAUAGUUAGACGUUUUUGGGACUAAUAAUUAUAGAAACCGAAAGAGACUGAUUCGUUUUUGUUAAAGACUUGUCUUAAUAUUUUAUUUGACAGAUUAAUUUUAAAAUGACUGCAAAGGCGGUUGGAAUAGAUCUUGGAACAACUUAUUCUUGUGUUGGAGCUUUCCAGAAUGGCAAAGUAGAAAUUAUAGCCAAUGACCAAGGGAACAGGACAACGCCGAGUUACGUAGCGUUUACGGACACCGAGCGUUUGAUUGGAGAUGCAGCUAAAAGCCAAGUUGCGAUGAAUGCCACGAACUCGGUAUUUGACGCAAAACGUCUGAUCGGUCGAAAAUUUGAUGACAUUUCGGUGCAGAACGAUAUGAAACAUUGGUCGUUUAAAGUCGUAAACGUCAAUAAUAAACCAAUGAUUCAAGUGGAGUUUAAAGGAGAAACGAAAAAAUUCAGUGCCGAAGAAAUCAGUUCAAUGAUACUAACAAAAAUGGCGGAGACGGCAAGUGCAUAUCUUGGAAAGAAAAUAAAAGAUGUCGUCGUAACGGUACCAGCAUAUUUCAACGAUUCCCAAAGACAAGCAACGAAAGAUUCCGGAUCAAUUGCUGGAUUGAAUGUAUUGAGGAUUAUCAACGAGCCAACCGCUGCGGCUCUUGCUUAUGGUCUUGAUAAAAACUUGAAAGGUGAAAAGAAUGUUUUAAUUUACGAUCUUGGAGGCGGUACAUUCGAUGUAUCGAUUCUUACGAUCGACGAAGGUUCGAUGUUCGAAGUGAGGUCCACAGCGGGAGAUACUCAUCUUGGUGGAGAGGAUUUUGAUAUUAGAAUGGUGGAUUUUUUCAUGCAGGAAUUCAAACGAAAGCACCACAAGGAUAUGAGCGGCAAUAACAGAGCUGUAAGGAGACUAAGAACGGCAUGCGAAAGGGCGAAGCGAACUUUGUCCAGCAGUGCCGAGGCAAGUAUAGAAAUAGAUUCACUAUUUGACGGUGUUGAUUAUUAUACUAAAAUAUCGCGGGCUAGAUUCGAAGAGCUCAAUGCAGAUCUAUUUAGAGGGACACUUGAACCGGUCGAACGUGCACUUCGAGAUGCAAAACUUGAUAAAUCUAAAAUCCAUGACGUUGUCCUCGUCGGUGGAUCUACUAGAAUUCCAAAAAUUCAAAAGCUAUUACAAGAAUUCAUGGCAGGAAGAGAGCUAAAUAAAUCGAUCAAUCCGGAUGAAGCUGUCGCCUAUGGCGCUGCAAUACAAGCCGCCGUUCUAACAGGCGACACCAGCGAAGCAAUCAAAGAUGUUCUCUUAGUUGACGUUGCGCCGUUAUCAUUAGGAAUUGAAACAGCAGGUGGUGUUAUGACAAAUCUGAUCGACCGGAACAGCAGGAUACCUUGCAAAAUGGCAAAAACAUUUACAACUUACGCAGACAACCAACCUGGUGUUCAUAUACAGGUGUAUGAAGGUGAGAGAGCUAUGACCAAAGACAAUAAUCUAUUAGGAAAUUUUGAUUUAAAUGGUAUACCACCCGCACCGCGUGGUGUUCCUCAAAUUGAAGUGACAUUUGACAUUGAUGCUAACGGAAUCUUAAACGUACAUGCCGAGGAUAAAAGUACGGGUAAAUCGAAUAAAAUCACAAUUACAAACGAUAAAGGACGAUUGAGCAAAGCCGAGAUAGACCGAAUGGUUAAUGAAGCAGAGAAAUACAAAGAUGAAGAUGAUAAACAGCGAGAAAGGGUAACUUCGAAAAAUCAACUUGAGAAUUAUGCUUUUACUGUUCGGAUGGCGAUAAAUGACGCUGGCGACAAGCUGUCACAAGAUGAAAAAGACAAAGUGUUGAAAAAAUGUGAAGAAACACUGAAAUGGCUAGAAGCAAAUACGUUAGCCGAUAAAGAUGAAUACGACUAUCACAUGAAAGAUUUACAACAGGUCGCUUCGCCUGUAAUGACAAAACUACAUGGAGGCGGUGCCAAAUCCGGAGGCGAAUCACACGGAGGCUCAACACAGGGACCAACAGUCGAGGAAGUAGAUUAAUGAAUUGACAAAGGAAUAUGACAUGUAUUCAUAGAUAAUAUAUCUGUAUUUUUUCAUAUUAUGCAUAAGUGUUAAAUGAUAAGUUUGGUUUGCUGUUUGGCGCUUGGCAAAUAUUGUCAUUGUAUAUAUGAUGUAUCGCUUCAUGUUUCAAAAUAAAUUUUUAUUUUAUUUAAA